AUGCGGGGCCCGGGCGGCGGCCUGGCCCUCGCCGUCCUCGCCGGCGUCCUCGCCGCCGCCGCGGGGCAUGCUGGGACGGAGGCGGGGGGCGGGGCGGGCGCCGCGGCGGUGACCCGGGCCCGCUGUGCCGCCCGCUGCCUCGGCCUGCGCCUGCGGGGGGGCCCGGGCGAGGUCGGCUCCCUGGCCCAGUGCGGGGAGCACGCGGAGUGCGCCAAGUGCCUGCAGCCCUGCCGAGAAGCCCGGGAGCUGGAGGCGCACGAGUGCGAGGCCUACUGCGAGCAGGCGCUGUUCCCCGCGGGCCGCGGCUCCGAGUGCCUCACCAGCUGCGCCUUCCUGGCCUCGGCCCGGCGCGUGAAGCAGGGCGCCUGCCCCGCCCCGGCCCGGGCCCGCGGCUUCCAGGCCGCCUGCGUCGAGGGCUGCGCGGCCGACGCCGACUGCGCGGGGCCCCGGCGCUGCUGCCCCAACGGCUGCGGCCGCACCUGCCGCGACCCCCGGCGGCCCUUCCGAGGCGUGCCCCUGCGCCCCGGCCGCGCCCUCCGCCUGCUGCCCCGCGGGCCCGGGCGGCUGGGGCUGCGCUGGUCGUCGCGGUUCUCGGUCUCCGCGGAGCCCGUGGUCUACGUGGUGCAGCGGCGGGCGGGGCCGGGGCCCCCGGGACGCCCGCCCACCCCGCGCCCGGCCUGGGCCACCGUCGCCGAGACGACCGAGGAGCGGGCGGAGCUGCGCGACAUCCGGCCCGGCCGCUGGUACCAGUUCCGCGUCGCGGCCGUCAACGCCCAAGGCACCCGGGGCUUCACCGCGCCCUCCCCGCCCUUCCGCGCCCCCGAAGGUCGGUGCUCCCCGCCCCGGAUCCUCCCUGUGUGGUGCUCCCCGCCGAGUGCUCCCGCCCACGUGCUUCCGCCCGCAGACCCCGCGCCGCCCCCCGCGCCGUCCUCCCUGCGCCUGACCGCGGGGUCCUCGGGGAGCACCGCGCGCCUGGCCUGGGACCCCCCGGCCCGCGACCCCGACGUCCCCAUCCACCACUACCGCGUCGCCUGGGGCCCCGACGGCGGCGAGCGGACCCGGGGCACGGCCGACGGGCGCCGCCCCGAGCUCCUCCUCGACGGCCUCCGCCCCGGCCUCCUCUACGCCGUGGAGCUGCAGGCCGUGGCCCACUGGGGGCCCACGCGGCUCCGGAGCCCCCGGGCCCGGCUGCGCUUCCGGGCCCCGCACCCGGCCCCCCUCGAGCCCUCGGGGAAACCGAGGCCGCCCCAGGAGGUGGGGCCGCCCUUCCUGCUGGACGGCCGGCUGCGGGCCACGGUGCGGUGGCCGGAGCCGCAAGGCCUCAACGCCACCCGGUUCCGGGUCCGGUGGACGCCCCGCGCGUGCGCGCGCAACCGCACCGCCCCGACGGGGGCCUGGGCCGAGGCCGCCACCCGCCAUCCCCACCUCACCCUCGACGGCCUCGCCUUCUCCUGCUCCUACCAAGUGCGGGUGCUGCCCGGGGGCCCCGGGUUCGAGUUCGACACCCCGGCCUGCGCCGACCUGGACCCCGCGGCCCGCUGCGGCGAUUGACCUCCGACCCCCUCCCCCGACCCCACCCCCCCCUCCCCACGUGACUAACGCACAAUAAACCUCUAA
This is a messenger RNA of Perognathus longimembris pacificus (Pacific pocket mouse), 1617 nucleotides long. RefSeq names its product anosmin 1 (gene Anos1). Gene Ontology annotation, cellular component: extracellular region; cell surface. Gene Ontology annotation, biological process: neuron differentiation. The transcript has 11 exons. NCBI's taxonomy places the organism in Eukaryota, Metazoa, Chordata, Mammalia, Rodentia, Heteromyidae. The coding region runs from base 1 to 1551 and encodes 516 amino acids. Gene Ontology annotation, molecular function: protein binding; peptidase inhibitor activity. The record is from RefSeq and is a predicted model, not a curated record.